UGGUCACUUUGAACCGGAAUUACUUCUUAUAACGCGAAAUCUCGGCUUGUACCCACGAAUGAACACGCAUAUCGGAGUCUUUCUGCACGGGCGGCGAGUUGCGCACGCGUUAGCAGCAGCCGCACGCAACAGCAGCGACCAUUUGCAAAAAAGCUGCGAGGCCACAGAUCACGUGACUACAGUGAGCGGAGUUACCUCAUUCAAACUGAAGCACAAUGACAACAAAAGGAAAAACUACUGUGGAUCGGGGCGAAAAAAGAAGAAUGUGGCGUGUUGUGAGUGUCAAGAGGAAUGGAUCGAGGCCAACAAGCAUUCGUUUAACCCACCGGUUUGCAACAAGCUCAUGCACUUCCUUCAGCUCAAUAUUAUGUUUGUGGGUGGACCCAAUAUCAGAAAAGAUUAUCACAUAGAGGAAGGAGAAGAGCUGUUCUACCAGGUGAAGGGUGACAUGUGCCUGAAGGUGGUGGAGAACGGGCGACACAAAGACGUCCACAUUAAGGAGGGAGAGAUGUUCCUGUUACCGGCCCGGAUCCCUCACUCUCCGCAGAGGCAGGCAGACACUGUGGGGCUGGUGGUGGAGAGGAGGAGGCUGCUCAGUGAAACAGACUGUCUCAGGUAUUAUGUGGCGAACACCACUAAUCUUCUGUUCGAGAGGUGGUUUUACUGCGAGAACCUGGGGACUCAGCUGGUGCCCAUCAUCCAAGAGUUUAUGGCAUCAAAACAGGCCAAAACAGGCCGACCAGAUCCUACUGAGACAUUCAGGGACCCUCCGUUUCACAUGAACACGAUGAACGUCAUGUCUCCGUUCAGUUUUAAAUCCUGGUUAAACAAACACCGCGCGGCUCUGAGAGGAGGAGGACCCCUCGACCUGUUCGGAGCGCAGUUUGAGACAGAGGCGAUGGUGUUUGGCCCCGGGCGGACGGAGAACACGACUCGACAAAGUGACGCGUGGAUCUGGCAGCUUGAGGGAGAGUCGACUGUUACUAUGAGUGAGAGCCAGUACAGGCUGAAGACUGGGGACAGUUUGUUGAUCCCUGAACAUAACUCAUACCAGUGGCAGCGAGACGAAGGGACUGUGGCUCUGUUUGUGGCUCAAAACCCCGAACGCAAAAGACCAUGAACUCUGCCAAAUAUUUCAAACCUCGAAAAACAUUUAAGAGAAAGGUCUAAACAUAUCACAACUCAACCCACAAAUAAAUAAAACAUUUAUAACGCUGUAAUGUUUUGUGUUUAAAGUGCGUAUGCCAGGUCCUCAUGUUUUUCUAAUUCUGGCUUGGUUUGGUGGGAUAGUAAGUUUUCCAUCAGUUAAGCGUCAGUUUGUGGAAAAAAGUGGAUGAGAAAAGUACAAAAAUAUCCUACAGGAUGUCGAUUUGACCCAUGUCAUCCCUCGAAAAUGCAGAGACAAUUUACGCACAAGGAAGUAUAAACCUUCAGUUAACAAAAUUGGUUAUUAUAGUUAUUGUGCAGUUUAAACAGAUUUUGGCACUUGUUAAAACCCUUUGGUGCUUUUUGGUCGUUAGGCAACAGUUUUCAAAAGUUUUCAUAAGAGACAGAGCACGUUUACAUUUCAGUAAAACACUUUCUUAACAAUAAAAUACAUUUUUAUUACAA
Boleophthalmus pectinirostris (great blue-spotted mudskipper) is the source of this 1611-nucleotide messenger RNA. RefSeq names its product 3-hydroxyanthranilate 3,4-dioxygenase (gene haao). NCBI's taxonomy places the organism in Eukaryota, Metazoa, Chordata, Actinopteri, Gobiiformes, Gobiidae. Gene Ontology annotation, cellular component: cytoplasm. The record is from RefSeq and is a predicted model, not a curated record. Gene Ontology annotation, biological process: quinolinate metabolic process; 'de novo' NAD+ biosynthetic process from L-tryptophan. Gene Ontology annotation, molecular function: iron ion binding; 3-hydroxyanthranilate 3,4-dioxygenase activity. The transcript has 12 exons. Bases 59 to 1120 code for a protein of 353 amino acids.